Messenger RNA from Oryza brachyantha (malo sina), 677 nucleotides. Its product is annotated as 60S acidic ribosomal protein P2A-like. The coding region runs from base 97 to 474 and encodes 125 amino acids. Gene Ontology annotation, molecular function: structural constituent of ribosome. The record is from RefSeq and is a predicted model, not a curated record. NCBI's taxonomy places the organism in Eukaryota, Viridiplantae, Streptophyta, Magnoliopsida, Poales, Poaceae. The transcript has a single exon. Gene Ontology annotation, biological process: cytoplasmic translational elongation. Gene Ontology annotation, cellular component: cytosolic large ribosomal subunit; ribosome.
GCCGCCGAGAUCGAAUCGAAUCAGAGACCUCAUCGCAGCAGCAGCAGCGUCGUCGUCGUCGUCGUCGAGCAGUACUAGCACGUGCGUGCGUCGAUCAUGAGGUUCGUGGCGGCGUACCUGAUGGCCACCAUGGGCGGCAACCCGAGCCCCAGCAAGGACGACGUGCGCGCCAUCCUCGCCUCCGUCGGCGCCGACGUCGUCGGCGACCGCGACGCCAACGCCAAGCUCGACCUCCUCUUCGCGCAGGUCGCCGGCAAGGACGUCGCCGAGCUCAUCGCCGUCGGGAGCGAGAAGUUCGCCUUCGCGCCAUGCGGUGGCGCAGCCGCCGCCGCCGCCGCUCCGUCGGCCGGCGCCGCGGCGGAGGAGAAGGAGAAGGAGGAGGAGGAGGAGGAGGAGGAGGAGAAGGCUGUGGAGAAGGUGGAGGAGGAGGACGACGACGACGAUAUUGUGUUCUCCCUCUUCGACGAGGAGUAAAUUAAAGCUAGCGUCGCGUCUUCGUCUCCGAUCAGCCGUACGUGCAUGCAUGAGUGGCUAAAGUCUAUAAAUAAAUACGUAUUUAGCAUCGCCUUUAUGCAAUACGCAUGCAUCAAGGCAUAAGUAUGCAUAUAUACGUUAAUAGUAGUAGCAGUAAGGUAGUAUGCAUUUAGCUUUGUGUCUAUAUAUAUAAUGGAUCGAUG